AUGUCUAUAUUCUUGAAGCGGGAGGGACUUCCCAGUGACUUCUACAAUGAGACCCAGGCAAAGAUGUUCCUGCAGUUUUACGACCAAACAGCCCAGGUUGUGUUGAACCAGUUCAUGGAGGCCACUUGGAACUAUGUCACCAACAUCACCAGGAAAAAUCAGGAGGAGAUGCUGCGCAAGGAUGUGGAGAGGUCCCAAUUCAUGGUGUACUUUGGCACCCGGGCCCGCCUGUUUAAGACUGACCAGUUCCAGGACCAGGUCGUGAAGCGCAUGCUGAGUAAGCUGCAGGACAUAGGCAAGGCGGCCUUGCCCCAGGACGAGCUCCGGGAGUACAACAAGCUUCUGGCCUACAUGGAGACGACGUACAGUAUGGCCCAGGUGUGCAUGAACGAGGGGCCCUGUCUGCCUUUGGAGCCUGACCUUGAAGAAGUCAUGGCCACCUCCAGGGACCAGAAGGAGCUGCUGUGGGCCUGGCAGGGUUGGCGGGAUGCUGUGGGCCGCCAGAUCCGUACCAUCUUUGGGCAAUACGUGCACCUCAGCAACAAGGCUGCGCAGCUCAAUGGUUACAAUGACAUGGGGGCCUUAUGGCGCUCCAAGUAUGAGUCUGACACGCUGCAGGAAGAACUGGACCAGCUGUUCCAAGAGCUGCAGCCGCUCUACCUGAACCUGCACGCCUAUGUGCGCCGUGCUCUGCACCGCCACUAUGGGCCCCAGGUCAUCGACCUGAGGGGGCCCAUCCCCGCCCAUCUCUUGGGGAACAUGUGGGCUCAGUCCUGGGUCAAUAUCUUAGACCUGGUCCUGCCCUUCCCGAAUAAGGCCCCUGAGGACAUCACCAAGAUCAUGAAAGGCCAGCACUGGAAACCAGAGAAAAUGUUUCAAGAGGCUGAAAAAUUCUUCACCUCCUUGGGGCUGCUGUCUGCCCCACCCAAUUUCUGGCAAAACUCGAUGCUGGAGAGGCCGACAGAUGGGCGGGAGGUGGAGUGCCAUGCUUCCGCCUGGAACUUCUACAGGGACGAUGACUUCAGGAUAAAGAAGUGCACCGAGGUGACCAUAGAAGACCUGCUCUCCAUCUUCCACCAGAUGGGCCACAUCCAGUACUUCCUGCAGUAUAAGAACCUCUCUGUAAUCUUCCGCACAGGCGCCAACCCAGCCUUUGAAGAGGCCGUGGGGUCGGCGAUCACCCUCUCGGCCUCCUCCCACAAGUAUCUCCUCAACAAAGGCCUGCUCAGCCUCCAGCACCAGGACUCAGAGGAGGAAGUCAACUUCUUGAUGAACAUUGCUCUGGAGAAGAUAGCCUUCAUCCCCUUCAGCUACCUGAUGGAUCUGUUUCGCUGGAAGGUCUUUGAUGGCACCAUCCGGAAGGAUAUCUACAACCAGGAGUGGUGGAACCUCAGGUUGAGGUACCAAGGCCUCUGUCCCCCUAUUCCUCGCUCAGAGGAGGACUUUGAUCCAGGUGCCAAGUUCCACAUUUCUGCCAGUGUGCCCUACAUACGGUACUUCCUCGGCCUAGUGCUCCAGUUCCAGUUCCAUGAAGCACUUUGCAAGGCCGCAGGUCACACAGGUCCACUGCACCAAUGUGACAUCUAUAACUCGAAGAAGGCUGGGAAACUCCUGGGGGAUGCCCUAAAGCUGGGCUCGAGUCAGCCUUGGCCAGAGGUCCUAAAGAAGCUGACCGGGCAGUCCACUGUGUCUACAAAGGCCCUCAUGACCUACUUCAAGCCGCUACUGAACUGGCUGGUGACUGAGAAUGUACAGCAAGGAGACAUUCUGGGCUGGCCCGAUUUCACCUGUACCUAUGAAGAAAAAGACACAAACAAAGUGACAUUCCUGAGUCUGGAGCUGGACUCUGACAAGGCCAGUUUUGGGCAAUGGGUGCUGCUGACCCUCUGCUUCAUUUUGUUGCUGGUGGCCCUGGGGCUGGCCUACAGGCUGUACUUCCUGGAAAAACAGUCACUGGCCCAAGACAGCGUGAUAUUCACCCCACUGUUCCCUGCUUACUUCCUGGGCAAAGCCAUGGAUCCCCCCCAGGCUGUUAAAAGACAGUGGAUACUCCUGGGGCUCUUCCUCAUCAUGAUGCUGUGCUCCAUCAGCCUGGCCAUUUGGAUUUUCACACACCACGGCAGGAAGCCUCCAUGGACGGCAACUGAACGGUGGAAUGGGGACUAA
This is a messenger RNA of Nycticebus coucang (slow loris), 2166 nucleotides long. Its product is annotated as angiotensin-converting enzyme-like protein Ace3. Gene Ontology annotation, biological process: proteolysis. Gene Ontology annotation, cellular component: plasma membrane. The coding region runs from base 1 to 2166 and encodes 721 amino acids. The transcript is spliced from 14 exons. Gene Ontology annotation, molecular function: metallopeptidase activity; peptidyl-dipeptidase activity. The record is from RefSeq and is a predicted model, not a curated record. Lineage: Eukaryota; Metazoa; Chordata; Mammalia; Primates; Lorisidae.